CCAACAACCAGUCGAGGACAAAUAUUCGGACCUCCGAUAUGACCCACGCUGGAAGAGUAAGAAAGAGGAGAGGAAGUUGUUGACUAUGGAAGCAUUAUCAGAGUCUGUAGACAGCUCUACUGAAAAUCUGACUCUGGAUCCACUGUACCCUUCCAAGGAGCCCUCAAUGGAACUCUCGGGGGAGAAAGGUGAACGCAAGAGUAGCCCACAGAGCGUUGCCUCUUUGUUUGGCAGUGAAUUUUUAAGCCCAAACUAUGAGCGUGGUGCCCAUCACAGCCGGCCAUUUUCAGAGCUGAGCGACAGUGAUCUGGGGGAGAAGUCAAGCAACCUCUCUCAUUACUUGAAGAGUUCAAGUUCACAUAAUGAGGUUUUCCUGCCAGGAUCACGUGGCCGUCAGCGAAGGAAGUCCAAACAAUAUUUCGUGGAAAAAAACAAGCUGACUUUGGGAUUACCUAGUCCUAAAACGGACUCUUAUCUUCAACUUCACAGUAAAAAAAGGGGGGACGUUCUCCCAGAACAGAUCUCCUACCCCAUCAGUGUAACUGACAAGACGUCUAUUCAGAACGCCAAAGAGAUUGAAAAUGCUGCCAUCAAUCCUGAAGACAAAUGGCAUCAAAGAGCCCAACAGCUAAAGGGAAGACUUUUGCAAAACAGUCCCCCUGACCGUUUCUCUAGAAGAGGAAAAGCACUAGCAGAUGGUUUCUUCUGGAACCGGUGUAUGGAGUUCUGUGGAGCAGUCUUACACCAGAUUCUAUCCCUGCUGAAGGAGGGCUGUAGCAAGUCCACUUUGAAUGGAAAGGCUUUGGAAUAUGCCAAGACCAUCCCCAAACCCAAACCUUCAAAUCUGACUGGCCAAGUAUCAAAGGAAAAGAAAAAUCCCACCUAUACUCGAAAAGAUGCUCUGCCUGAAAUCUCACUGCUGGAAAUACUGCAGAGCAGACACGAAAGGGAAAAACAGGCUGUGGCUGCUUUCAAAGUCCUUCACAUUGUGUAGACAGCACAUUUGUCAGAGACCAAAAAUGCCCGGGGACUGGACAUGGAGAAAAAACUCCAACCAACCUGUCUGCAGAGAGGGAUGACCCUCUGUCCUCUAGCCACAGCCCAUGUUUGCUUUGAUAGGAUUUACAAUAUGGGGCCUUAUUACAUUAUGGAGCUGUUUUUACUUUCUAGGAAGAUUUUUUUAUUAUUUAUUUUCAAAUCAGAAUUUGGGGUUGAAUAAAAACUAGGGAAUAAAGCCUUUUAGUUUCAUAGUGGAUCUUUCAAUUUCUUAAAAAAUCUCUACCCUUCUUUGCAUAAUGAAAACCUUGAAGUGACCCAGCAAAAAAAAAAAAAAAA
Messenger RNA from Leptonychotes weddellii (Weddell seal), 1335 nucleotides. NCBI's taxonomy places the organism in Eukaryota, Metazoa, Chordata, Mammalia, Carnivora, Phocidae. The record is from RefSeq and is a predicted model, not a curated record.